GCGACACGCGAGGCGACAAACACGAUACAACCGUGAAAUACUAUGUCGAUGGCCACAAAGCGGGUGGAAAGUGUUGCGUCCAGGAAUAGCGAGGGACCAUCGCUGGGGCAUGAGAGUGGCUAAAGAUCAGCGGAGGCCCUUUGUGUUUGCCCCGUUAGCUCUGACAGACGACGAUGCUUCUCCAGCCAUAGAUGCGGAGACAUUGGGAACCAUAAACGUGGAGUUUGCACAUGCCAUCCGCAUCGGGACAAGACCGUUUAAGAAUCAACCCAUUGGCUUCGUGAAUCAGACGGUGCAUGAAAGGAGCAAGAAGAUGGGAGCGCACUGUGUAUCGCUAGAUGAGGCUCGCCCAUGCCCGGCAACCAUCACGCACAGUAGCACACUCGUCGACGAAGAUGUGCCCUUCUACGCGCGCUUCAUAUUCCGGUACCAUUCCAGAGAUUUCCUUCAGGCUGAAGGUAUCAUGCCUUUGGACGAGCGACCUGCAAAUAACGAUCAGGCACAAGCGACCGCGGGGCGCAAACGCGUCUAUUCGUCGCGUCCGGAUGUCACAGAAGCAGGACCAAGCCGCAAAAGAGCAAAGAGCGCCAUGCUCGCCGUGCCUUUAACACUCCAGGCAGACACCAAGCCAUCUGCAGCUCAACUUGCUGAAGACGAAGACGUUGUUGCACUUCAACAUGAGCUUGACGCAGUCCAACAACGAGCUCAGGUACUCCAGAGCAGAAUACAAACCGUUCGUGGAUCUGGCUCGUCUCAGAGAGUCAAAACGGAACGGCAAGACGCUGAAGAGGAUGUCAUUCACUUGACUCACGGUGCAAUCAAAAGGGAAUACUCACUUAUUCGGCUUGCAACCCAUGGUGGCGUGAUUGACUUGACUCUUGAUGAUGAUUGAUGGUAUUCUGUUGAUUCUGCUUGCAGGCUACUUACGUGGAUCGUUGGUCGGUUCGUUAAUUACCUAAGUUACAACGACUAGUAUUUAAUCUCGUAGGGUUUCACUGGGGAUCAGUAUCGAAGUACAGCGAAGCACACUCUCGUAGUAAUUAAGAUGGCAUGUAUAUACCGUCGGUGCUAGUACGUGAUGCUAGCAUGGUCGACAUUGACUCACAAUACGAAGAUGAGCCUGCUACCGUCGAUUCAUUACGUUACGUAUGUCGAUAGAUGUAUACAUGUCACAUAAGUUAGAUGAUAGGAAC
Molecule: messenger RNA, 1193 nt
Organism: Fomitopsis serialis
Lineage: Eukaryota; Fungi; Basidiomycota; Agaricomycetes; Polyporales; Fomitopsidaceae
Exons: 4
Coding region: 110-892 (260 amino acids)
Source: RefSeq, a predicted model, not a curated record